AUGCUCUCGCGGAUCGGCUUAGUCAUCUCUGGUGAUUUCGAGAGUCUUCUUGAUCGAGGCAUGUUGGAUCUGAGAGCUUCAAAUCACUGCGCCCAGCUCUCUCCUGCUCUUCUCUAUCAUCAAACCCCUCCAGAUAUGGCCGAUGAAACCAGUACAUUAGACGCUGUUCCCCAGUUCGGCUUUAAAAAACGCGCGAAGGGCAAGGCCAGCUUUCGCAAGAAGCCCGCCACUCCCCCGCCAGCCUCGGAUUCCGGCUCCGAUUUUACAUCCUCCGAUGACGAAGCAGGACGUCGCAUCAAGCGGCGCAAGAACGUUUCUGUCACAGCCUCCUCCCUUGCAAAUGCGACCACAAAGACCACCAACGAAGAACCGGCGAGCGUAGGUCCAGUUGCCAUCACCAGCAGCAAUGACGCCACAAAACAAUCCAAUUGGUACGAUGAAGAAGACUUGAGUGCAAAGAACCUGCUUGGAUCUACUCGAGCACGCCCACAACCAUCAGCAUCCGCCACCUCGGUGUCUACGUCCGACGGCACCUACAAAGGUGCCGCCAACUACCAGUCCUUUAUUCAGAAGAAUCCAGAUGCGCCGACAAAACAAUUCGGUCCUGUCAAAGCUCCCACCAAUAUCCGAACUGUCACUACAAUUGAUUUCGCUCCGGACGUUUGCAAGGAUUAUAAACAAACUGGAUACUGCGGAUUCGGUGAUUCAUGUAUAUAUUUGCAUGAACGGACCGAUUAUAAGCAAGGGUGGGAGCUCGAUCGCGAGUGGGAAGUCGAGACUAAGGGCAAGAAACAGGCUGGACGGGUGGUGUCGCAACGAAAGGGUGCGGGUCACAUGGCUGAAGGGGACGACGAUGACGAUGACGAGCUCCUCGAAAACAUCCCUUUCGCCUGCAUCAUCUGUCGCAAACCAUACCAGACCCCCAUCAUCACAAAGUGCGGCCACUACUUUUGUGAGGCUUGCGCGUUGCAACGGUACCGGAAGAACCCCUCCUGUGCAGCAUGCGGUGCGGGCACGGGUGGGGUGUUCAAUACGGCGAAAAAGCUCAAUGUCUUCCUGGACAAGAAGCGGGAGCGUGCGCGAAAGCGACGGGAAAAGGCGAUUGCGGAGGGCAAGGACGUCAGCGAAGAAGAAGAGGAGAAGGAUGGAAGCGAUUGA
Messenger RNA from Penicillium macrosclerotiorum, 1158 nucleotides. Its product is annotated as U2-type spliceosomal complex subunit CWC24. Lineage: Eukaryota; Fungi; Ascomycota; Eurotiomycetes; Eurotiales; Aspergillaceae. The transcript is spliced from 2 exons. The coding region runs from base 1 to 1158 and encodes 385 amino acids. Gene Ontology annotation, cellular component: U2-type spliceosomal complex. The record is from RefSeq and is a predicted model, not a curated record. Gene Ontology annotation, molecular function: metal ion binding. Gene Ontology annotation, biological process: snoRNA splicing.